AUGGGAUUCGGCACCGUGUUCAGCCUCGGCCUUGUCGCUCUAGUCGCCUUCUUGGCUGGCCCAAUAAGCCAUUUCGUGCAAAUUACAGGAGUCUUUUUCACUCCCAAUUCGACUGUACUAGGUGAAAGUCAGGGCCCAAUCUAUAUCGAAGACACCAUCCACUGUGAGGAUGUGCACCACUACCGCCCGGCAAACCUGCUGUUCACUGCCUGCGAGGAUAACAAGAACAUACGGUUUAGUUGGUUCCCACCGCUAGGCCACUUGUUACCACUCACAGCUCAAGGCUCUAUCCAUGUUGUGGAUCCCAAGACUAUGAAAUCAACUCGCCUAGCGUUCGAGAACUUCCAAGGACCCUUCGUGACUCAUGGAAUCGAUGUCAUUGAGGAUCCCGAACAGUCAAACGCAGUCUAUAUCUACGCCGUUAAUCACAUGCCUAACCCGGCAUACUUUGAAGCUGGCGAGCCCAAAGGCGUUCACAAAUCUCAGUCUCAGAUUGAGCUCUUCCACCACAUCCUAAACUCGGAUUCCAUCCGACAUGUACGCUCAAUAAACCACCCGCUCAUCAAAACCCCCAACGACAUCUAUGCCAUAAGCCCGAUCUCCUUCUACGUCACCAAUGACCACUCCAACCGCGAAGGCCCCAUGCGGCUCAUCGAGGCUGUCUGGCGCUCAGCCAAGUGGUCCGACAUCAUCCACGUCCAGAUCGCCGGCCUGACAAGCAAAGACGCUCCUAUCGAAGCCUCCGUCGCGCUGACAGGUCUAUGGAAUAACAAUGGUCUCGGGCAUGGCCGUAGUGAGAAUGAAGUCAUUAUUUCCAGCGCUAUGGGCGGCGAGGUCUUCCUCGCAACCAGGCAGUCGAAUCACACUAUCUCCAUCAAUACCUCGGUCUCUGUUGGUGCUCUCGCGGAUAAUCCGUCAUACUACGAUGAUCCAUAUAGCACCGACUCGCAUGAUGCGAGUGGAUACCUUGUGGCCGGUGUCUCGCAGGCUAUUCGUCUGCUGGGUUCUCAGGAUCCGAAUGCCGCGGUUCCUAUCCCGGUCCAAGUGUGGUAUAUGACCCACAAUUCGCGCACUGGGGUCUGGGAGAAGAAGGUGCUGUUUGAGGACGAUGGUUCUAGGAUUAGCACUGCAAGCGCGGCUGUUUUGGUGCCCAUUGAGCCAAAGGUUGGUGGUAAGAAGCUUGCUUGGCUCUUUGUUACUGGGUUUAUGUCGAAUAGUAUGGUAGCUGUACAGGUUGAGCUGUAG
Penicillium griseofulvum is the source of this 1245-nucleotide messenger RNA. RefSeq names its product serum paraoxonase/arylesterase family protein. Lineage: Eukaryota; Fungi; Ascomycota; Eurotiomycetes; Eurotiales; Aspergillaceae. The record is from RefSeq and is a predicted model, not a curated record. The coding region runs from base 1 to 1245 and encodes 414 amino acids. The transcript has 2 exons.